Messenger RNA from Mytilus californianus (California mussel), 3104 nucleotides. Its product is annotated as MMS19 nucleotide excision repair protein homolog. Gene Ontology annotation, cellular component: cytosolic [4Fe-4S] assembly targeting complex. Bases 19 to 3030 code for a protein of 1003 amino acids. Gene Ontology annotation, biological process: iron-sulfur cluster assembly. The transcript is spliced from 26 exons. NCBI's taxonomy places the organism in Eukaryota, Metazoa, Mollusca, Bivalvia, Mytilida, Mytilidae. The record is from RefSeq and is a predicted model, not a curated record.
CAACUUCACUAGAAAAAGAUGGCUGCGCCCAUGAAUUUGGAAAGUUGUGUUCAAAAUUAUAUUGAAAAUACAGUUACAGACCAAAAGACAACGAUUAGCUCAGUCACGAAAGAUAUUGUCAAUAAUGAAGUAAAGUUAGUUACCUUUAUAGAGAACCUUCAGAAAUAUUUAACGAGUACAGAUGUUAGUAUUAGAUCAAGAUGUGUCAGACUGAUAGCUGAAGUUUUACAUCAGUUGCCAAAUAGUCAUCUAAAUGAAGAUGAAGUUGAAUUACUGGUAACCUAUAUGUGUGAAAGGUUGAUGGAUCACCAUUCUGUUCAGCCACCUGCUCUAUAUGCCUUGUUAGCUCUGAGUGGAUGUAAGAAUUUUCCAGAUGGUCUAGCCAGCAAGAUUUGUAGAAUUAUCUUCCAGAAUGUACAGAAUCAAUCCUUAUCUCAGUCAGACAGAUGUAGUGUUUAUACAUUGAUAGCAAGAUUUCUUGAUACAAGAAUGGAAGAACUGAAAAAGAUGGAAGCGGACUUUGUGUUAGGAUUUAUACAAGUAAUGGACACAGAAAAAGAUCCAAGAAAUUUAAUGACCUGUUUUCAGUGCGCAAGAACUAUUAUUCUUAAUUUCUCAUUAGGUGUAUUUGUGGAGGAAAUGUUUGAAGUUACAUCCUGUUACUUUCCAAUUGAUUUUACACCACCACCAAAUGAUAACUAUAAGAUAACUAGAGAUGACCUUAUCAAAGGUUUACGUGGAUGUCUUAGUGCUACAGAAAAGUUUGCUGGAUAUACCUACCCUUUACUGUUAGAGAAACUAACAUCUGAUGUACAGAGUGCUAAGUUAGAUAGCUUACAGACUUUGAUUGAAUGUGUUGAGUUGUAUGGAAUAAAACCACUAAAAGAGUUUCAAUCAUCUUUAUAUAACUGUAUCAAAAGUGAGAUGUUUAGCUCAGGUAACCAAGCAAUAGAACAGGCAGCAUUAGAGGCCCUCCGUGGGAUUGUCCUGACACUUUCUAAGAGCCUUUUGGCAGGUCCAGAUGGUCCAGUUUAUAAUUAUAUCUCUGAAAUUUUACAAGAUUGCAAAAGAUAUAUGACAGGAGAGGACAACAGAUUACUGGUACCAGUUUGUCGUCUGCUGGUAUCCUGUGGGGAGGGAUCAGAUUCAGCCUGUUGUCAAGUCUUACAAGAUGUUAUACCUAAUCUGAUUGGUCUCUAUAAUAAAUCAUCUGUUAAUUCACAGAGAAAGCUAGUGCUAGAAAUGAUCAGUCGAUUUGUUAGAGUUGUCGGCGGCUACAGUCAAGGGCAGUGUCACAAAGUCUUUCUGACCUACAUACCUGAGUUAUCAACCAUAAUAAAGUCAGCAUUAAUAGAUUCAAGUUCUCAUUUGAGAAUGACUGGGAUCUCAGGUGUUAAAGAGAUGUUAAAAGUUAGCGGAGAAGAUACACAGGUGUAUACAGAGUUAAUUCUAGAUAAAACUUUUAAUGAUGAAGACAAGGAUGUUAGGAAAUCAUGUUUGGAGCCUUUAAAAACCAUUGCAGAAAUGCAUACAGUCGUCUUAGAGUCUACAGUCAUUCCCAAAGUACUGGAAAGGUUAAAAGAUGGACUAAACAAUGUAUUAAAAGGUUCAGAAGACAUGGAUAAUGAAAUUAAUGCUGUAUUAUCAACAGUAACAAUCAGUUAUAAUUCCCUGGUUAUGGUAUCAAAAGAAUUGUUACAAGUUUUAUCAGGAACGUCAACAACAGGAAUGGAGAAUGAAAAAACAGAACAAAGAACAAAUAAUCUAGUCAGCUGUUUACUCACAGUUAUUCAGAAAAACUUAGAUGACAAAAAGUCAUUGGAAUAUUUGUAUAGCAAUGUUGCAUUGAACAUUUAUAAAACUGUGAUACAGAAUAGUUUAUGUUCUACAUCAGUGCUACAUUCACCACGAAUUAUUAACAGUUUCUCUCGUUGUGUACAGUGUAUUGCAAUUAGAUGUGAUAAUAGUCAACUGCAAGCUCUUUAUUCCUUAGUCACAAAGAUAUUUUUACACGGAAGUACAAGUGCUAUAGAUAUAACAGAUGGAACAUUUAAUCCUCUUGAUGUUUCAUCACCAUGGCAGCAAACACAAGUGGUAUCUAUGGUAACACCAGUAAUUUGUACAUGUAAUGAAAAGCUUAUAGAUGAAGAUGAAUAUGUUCAGAAGUUGUUACAUCUGUCUAGAAUGUCACCCCACAGAACUACACAAACAGAAGCAUGUAAAUGUUUGGCUGGAAUAGUAAACAAACAUCCUGAUAUUCUACAAAACAUAGAUUUAUCAGACAUAGAGAAAACAGUGCAAAAUAAAACCUCUGAAAGCAGACGGUCAGCUUUACAGAUGAUUAUAUGGUUUACUAAAGCUUUAGUGAUGAGAGGUCAUCAGAGGUCACAAACAAUGAUUCUAUUUCUGAUGUCUUUGUUAAGUGACCAAGAUAUUGGACGAGAGGUUGCAGAUGGUUUCAACACAAUUUUAACAGAUAGUGAUGAUGUAUUAAACAGACAAAUGAAAGCUGUGACACGUAUGAUGUAUAAACAGAGACUGUUUGUAGAAAACGUUUCACAUCUUGUCAAGUCAUUUGAUACCACUGGUCAAGAUACAAGAAAGAAUUAUCUCAGGGUGCUGUCAGUCAUGUUAAAAACCUUACCUAAACAAGUGUUGCUAAAUGAAUUGCCACCAUUAUUUCCAUUGAUGGUUCAUUCCUUAUUGAGUGAUGACCUUGAACUACAGACAUCUACUAUGGAUACACUGUAUGACCUUACCCAUGAUGCACCAGAAGUUGUUGCCAAGCAUAUAGAUUCAUUGAUUCCUCAGCUUCUCAAGCUAGCAAAAGCACAGACUUCUAUGAAAUUGCGACAAAGUGCCUUGCAGUGUAUAGGUGUGUUAACAGUACUACCUACACACACAGUGUUACCAUACAAACUACACGUUAUUAAGGGAUUAGAGAAAGCGUUAGACGACAAGAAAAGAUUGGUUAGAAAGGAAGCAGUGACUGCAAGAAAUGAAUGGUUCCUCCUUGGUACUUCAAAGUAAAUGGUAAAUGAAACCGAGAAGACUGAAUUUCAAGGAAGAUAUUGAAUCAUCACAAUAAAUUAUAUUAUCCUGUU